Messenger RNA from Dicentrarchus labrax (European seabass), 837 nucleotides. RefSeq names its product retinal cone rhodopsin-sensitive cGMP 3',5'-cyclic phosphodiesterase subunit gamma-like. Gene Ontology annotation, cellular component: photoreceptor outer segment membrane. Gene Ontology annotation, molecular function: cGMP binding; 3',5'-cyclic-nucleotide phosphodiesterase activity. The record is from RefSeq and is a predicted model, not a curated record. The transcript is spliced from 3 exons. Gene Ontology annotation, biological process: positive regulation of G protein-coupled receptor signaling pathway; positive regulation of epidermal growth factor receptor signaling pathway; visual perception. The coding region runs from base 177 to 404 and encodes 75 amino acids. NCBI's taxonomy places the organism in Eukaryota, Metazoa, Chordata, Actinopteri, Moronidae.
GAGGCCAAUUAGAGGCUGGGGUGUAAAAAAAACAACUUAUGGAUGAGCAUGUCAGGGGGCUUAGUGGGGUGGAGUAUAUAAGAAGAACCUGGACAAGCACCAGAAAGACACAAACUGACCAGAGAGAAACUUGACUGAAGCUGAAACUGUGUGACUGCAAAAACAGUACAUAAAAGAUGGCAGACGAAGCUGUUGCAACUCCCGCCGACAAGAAGGCACCUCCCAAGUUCAAGCAGAGGGCUGCUCGUACCUUCAAGAGCAAGGCCCCUAAACCAGGACAGAAGGGAUUCGGAGACGACAUCCCCGGCAUGGAGGGUCUUGGUACAGACAUCACAGUGGUUUGCCCAUGGGAAGCCUUCGGGGACAUGGAGCUCAGCGAUCUGGCAAAAUAUGGAAUUGUGUAGAAACCCUACCGUGUCUUCAUCCCGGCUAUUUUACCACCCUGCACUGAUUUUCCUUUGCCCAGUCCUCCUCUCUCGCCUUGUUCUCCUUCCCUGACCUGAUGUCUUUUGUUGUAUUAGGCCCAUGUAGGUUUUGGGAAAUAUUGCACAAAAAGAAAACAUUAUUCCCAAAGCUAUUUAAAACAGAAAAUUGGUAAAUGUUAUUUUUUAAAAGUGGGUUUGAUCACUGUUAUCACAGUAUAUCAACACUAAACCUUUGAUCCACUCCCAUGCCCAGCCCCUUUGGAGCUCCCUUUUUAUUGUACAGCUGCUUAUGAGAUAUAUAUAUAUAUAUAUAUAUACACAUUUUUAUUUUUAUGAACUAUUGGUGUAAACCUGUGAACUAUCAAAUGGAAGUGAAAGUUGAGUGUGUCAAUAAAUAUUUUCCUCAAAGAAA